Molecule: messenger RNA, 3398 nt
Organism: Wyeomyia smithii (pitcher-plant mosquito)
Lineage: Eukaryota; Metazoa; Arthropoda; Insecta; Diptera; Culicidae
Exons: 2
Coding region: 2182-2883 (233 amino acids)
Source: RefSeq, a predicted model, not a curated record
ACGUUUCAAGUUGUCAUUUCCCAAAAGUUUCUGAUAGAUCUUAGAACAGACGAGGAACAAAACGAAAUUAUUGACUCUACACACACCAGAGCUCACAGAGGAAUAUAGGAAAAUCUUGCAUCAAUUAGUCAAAGAUAUUUCUUUCCAAAAAUUAAAUUUAAAAUAAGAAGAUACGCAACCUUGUGCGUAACUUGCAAAAUCGCAAAAUAUGAAAGACACCCAUACAAACUUUAUUUAUCGAAAACACCAAUUCCUCAAAAGCCCCUGGACAUAGUGCAUAUCGACAUCUACAUUUGUAAUCCAAAUAUUUUUCUUUAGCAGUGGAUAAAUUAUCCAAAUUUGGAAUUUUCAAACCAAUCAAAUCCAGAUCGAUACCCGACAUACGGUCAGGAUUGACUAAGUUAAUUUCAACUUAUGGGGUGCCAAAGCUCAUAGUUAGCGACGAUGAACGGCCAUUAAAUCAAUUGAAGUUAGAAGUAUGCUAGAAGAGUUAGGCAUCGAAAUACAUUUCACACCCUCGAAUAAAAGUGAAGUCAAUGGAAUCGUUGAGCGUUUCCACUCCACAAUAAGUGAAAUAUUUCGAUGCAUCAAAGACAAACAUGUAGGUUUAAACAAAAAAGACAUUUUUCGUAUAAGUAUUGGCUUAUACAAUGAUACCAUUCACACUUCAACAAAAAGGAAAUUUUCUAUGGAAUAAAAGAAGGUGACACAAGACCUGUAGAUAUGGCGGAAAUAAUUGAAAAAAGAAAUAAAAUUUAUGACGAAGCUAUACAAAACCUUAAAAGAAAACAGAAAAAAGACCUAGAAUUCCACAAUAAAAAUAAAGAACCUGAACCGAUCCUUCAACCUAAUGAAACUGUUUACAUAACUCAUCAAGGAGUAAAAAGUAAGGUAAGAGAGUACCGGCAACAUUUAGUGAGGAGAAAUCGGCACAAAACACUAAUCGACGAUCAAGGAAGGAAAAUCCAUAAGACCAAGAUAAGGAGACAGCGGAAAUAAUAAAUUAAAAUAUUCCUUUUUUUAGCAAACAAAAACAUAUCUAAGAAAGAAACUCAAAAGUUUUUCUAUUCCAGGUUAGCCCUUGACGCUAUGGCUGAAGUGACGAUCACAGACCUCUCGCGACACGAGGGAAUAAUAGCAUUCAGCGAGAGAGAAGCAAAAAUUAUCACAACGCAACAUUUCCAUCUCCACAUCGUGCACUUGGAAAAAUUCGAAACCAGUUGUACGACACUUAAAUACACAAUACACCAAUUUGAACGACACAAUUUCACCGAACAAUAUCGCAAAAUGUUGGACAUCAGGACUAAACAAAUUUCCGACAACUACGACCAAUUAAAACCCACUCGUAGACAAAAGAGAGGAAUUUUAAACCCUUUAGGAACAUUUAUUAAAUCAAUAACAGGAAAUUUAGAUGAUAACGACUUACAAUUGAUUCGACAGGCUAUCAAGAAUUCUAAAAUCGAGACCAACUCACUUACUGACAAUAAUAACCGACAAAUUAGAAUCAACCAACAAUCCGAAACAAAAAUCAACGACUUAAUCCAACAUGUUAACGAGAACCAAAUUGAAGUCUUAAGAAGAAUCUCAAAAAAUGUCAAUAACGCCAACGCGAUGUAUGAAAACCACCUCAAGGGAAUAGUUCAUGAUAUUUUUCUUAAUCUCUAUUUACUAUUUACUUAAUCUCUAUUUACUAUAUACUAUUUACUAUUUACUAAAUAACCAACUUAGGGACAUUUUUGAAAUUAUACUGUUAUUAAGAAUAGGAAUUUUAUCCAGAGCUAUACUGAAUGAUAACGAAACGGAGUUUAUUUUAAAGAAGUUAGAAAAACAAAAUAUCCCUAUUAAUAACAUCGAUCAAAUUUAUGAAUUCCUCAGCAUAUAAACACAUCAUGAAAAUUCAAAAAUAAUAUUCAUUAUCAAAAUCCUUAUCUUCUUAUCAGAACACUUCCAAUACAUCAAAUUUGAAACCUUCCAAUCUUUAAUAGAACUAUAUCAACAUCUUAUAACUUAGCCGUUUUGAGUAAAACGCAAACAUUUGCUGUAAAAAAUGAUUGUACAAUUGUCGAAAAUUAUAGAAUUUGUAAAAGACAGGAGAUUUUAAACAUAACAGGCGACGGUUGUAUAGACAACGCAUUGCGAGGAAUCAACGCAUCCUGUCCCUACGAAGAACAUCGCAACGAAAUGGACAUCAAGCCGAUCGACGACCACACACUGAUCAUAAGAAAUGCUGUUCAACCAGUCCUCUUAGAUUCGGACUGCAACAUAAAAUCCCGACAGAUAGCUGGAGCCUUAUCAAUCAGUUACCCAAAUUGCUCAGUUUCAAUCAACGGAAUCAAAUACGACGACAGAAAGACAACUGAUUAUCACAACAUCAGAACAAUUUCAACAAUCGGAGUGAAUUUUCAACCAACGGUAGUUCUCAACAAACCCGAUCUCCAACAAGUAAACCUGUUGAGAACUACAAAUCUGGAUCAUAUCACAAAGUUACGAAGAGACCAUACAACACUACAACACACCACGACUGGAUUCCUGAUCCUAUUCGUAGCCAUGACCCUGGGAGUAGCAAUUCGGACCAGGAAGAAACAGCUUGGAUGGUGCAUCACACAACGAGAUACAUCUGCGGAGAAGACCCAGCACCUGCAACCCCAACAAAACACGCAGAAGUUCAUCUUUACAACAACCAACGACCACAUUUCCAAUUCUAGCAUCCCCGUCGAAUACACCGAAGAAAUCAUCGGACAGAUUAUAGAACACCUCGAUAAGAUCGCUAACACCAUACAAUUCAAACCCGAAGAGGAAAGCUCGAGAUUCGAGACGAAUCUCCAUUGGGGGGAGAGUAGUUAUCACCCACAUCCCCGCACACUCCUGAAAAGAUCCAUCUAGUCAUCGUCAUCGAACAACGACUUCCACUUUUGCUUAAGCCAGCUCAUCAGAAGUUAGACCAAGUGCCAUCCGGUCAACCAGCCACGGUGACAAUCGACAAAAUCCACCAAGUGGAACACCACAUCAUCACCUAUGGUGCACCGAUUGAACGGCUGCACCAUCAGCAAGAACAACUUCGAUCGAUCGAUCGAACCAACAGCAUAUCACUGCAUCAGCAUUUCGAAUGCCUCAGCAAUCGUCCAGACAUAAGCAGUUUAUAACCGCACGCCACGUUAGGGACCAAGCAUAGGGCCAAUUAUUGAAUACAAAAUCAGUCUUAUUCGUACAAUCAAACGGUUUGGUUAAAUUUUCUUUUUAAAAACACGUUCGAAGACCAUCAUACGUUAACUUAUAUAGAUUAUUAUUAUUAUUAUUAUUUUAUUUUUAUUUAUUUUCUGUUUAUCCGACUUGUAGUUUUAAUGAAGUUAUACUAAAAUAAAAGUGUUUGUGGCUGGGAAAAGCCGCCUUGAUAUGCG